Messenger RNA from Paramisgurnus dabryanus, 4827 nucleotides. The record is from RefSeq and is a predicted model, not a curated record. Lineage: Eukaryota; Metazoa; Chordata; Actinopteri; Cypriniformes; Cobitidae.
GGUGUUUUGGUGAACUGUCAUGGAGGCUGCUAGUUGCCACAGUUACUGACGGUUAUUUUUUACUGUUUUAGUCCUGAUUUUUAAUCACUCAAUUUCCCUGUCAUCUCCUCUAGUAUAAAGGUUGGCAGUCACUGAAAUCAUGGAGUCCAUGCUCAAUAAACUAAAGAGCACCGUCACCAAGGUGACAGCCGACAUGACCAGUGCCGUCAUGGGUAACCCUGUCACGCGGGAGUUUGAGGUGGGCCGACAUAUCGCCAGUGGUGGUCCUGGAAUGUGCUGGAGGAUCUACGAUGGCACCAAAAAAUCCACCAAACAGGAAGUGGCAGUCUUUGUGUUUGAUAAGAAGAUCAUUGAUCGAUAUCAGAAAUUUGAGAAGGAUCAGAUCAUUGAUUCACUAAAGAAAGGAGUCCAGCAGCUGACCCGGUUACGGCACCCACGCCUCCUCACGGUUCAGCACCCGCUAGAGGAGUCCAGAGAUUCUCUAGCAUUUUGCACAGAGCCUGUGUUCGCCAGUCUAGCUAAUGUGCUCGGCCAAUGGGACAACCUCCCCAGUCCUGUUCCCACAGACAUCAAAGAAUACAAACUCUAUGAUGUGGAGACCAAAUACGGCUUACUGCAGAUCUCAGAGGGUUUGACAUUUCUCCACAGUGGGGUGAAAAUGGUUCACGGUAACUUGUGUACACAGAACGUCAUCUUAAAUAAAAGUGGAGCUUGGAAAAUCAUGGGGUUUGACUUCAGUAUUUCCUCUAGUAACCCCUCAGAAGCAGAGCCCAAGUAUGUUUGUAAAGAGUGGGACCCCAAUCUACCAUCUCUCUGCCUGCCUAACCCAGAGUAUGUCGCCCCAGAGUACAUUCUGUCAGUCAGCUGUGACGCGGCCUCCGACAUGUACUCGCUGGGCGUGUUGAUCCACGCCGUGUUUAACGAAGGCAAGCCCGUCUUUCAAGUCAACAAGCAGGACAUAUAUAAGAGCUUCAGUCGACAACUCGACCAGUUGAGUCGUUUGAAACCUGGAGUGUUGAGCCAGAUCCCAGAGGAAGUUAGAGAACACGUGAAGAUGUUGCUUAGCGUCACGUCCAAUGUGCGUCCAGAUGCAGACCAGAUGACCAAGAUUCCUUUCUUCGAUGAUGUCGGAGCGAAGACACUUCAGUACUUCGACUCGCUUUUCCAGCAGGACAACUUACAGAAGUCCCAGUUCUACAAAGGCCUCCCCAAAGUUCUGCCCAAGCUGCCUCAGCGAGUGGUGAUCUAUCGGAUUCUCCCGGCCCUCACGUCCGAGUUUGUGAAUCCAGACAUGGUCCCGUUCGUACUUCCAAAUGUGCUGCUUAUUGCUGAAGAGUGCACUAAAGAGGAAUACAUCCGCCUUGUUCUCCCAGACCUCACCCCAGUUUUUAAACAGCAGGAGCCCGUACAGGCCAGCAAUAUGAUCCUAUUGAUAUUUCUACAAAAGAUGGACCUGCUUUUGACCAAAACCCCACCUGAAGACAUCAAGAACAGUGUGCUGCCCAUGGUGUACAGAGCAGUGGAGGCACCUUCCAUACAAAUACAGGAACUCUGUCUUAACAUCAUUCCCACAUUUGCCAAUCUGAUCGAGUAUCCCUCUAUGAAGAAUGCUCUUAUCCCUCGUAUCAAAUCUACCUGUUUACAGACAUCCUCACUAGCGGUGAGGGUGAACUCCUUGGUGUGCCUAGGCAAAAUUCUGGAAUACCUGGAUAAAUGGUACGUCAUUGAUGAAAUUCUACCAUUCCUGCAACAGAUUCCAUCUAGAGAACCAGCUGUGCUCAUGGGAAUUCUGGGCAUCUACAAGUGCACUUUCACACAUAAAAAACUAGGCAUUCCAAAGGAGCACCUGGCUUCCAAGAGUUUACCUCAUCUGGUGUCACUUAGCAUCGAUAACAAUCUUAACCUUAACCAGUUUAAUUCUUUCAUGGCUGUGAUCAAGGACAUGUUGACUCGCAUGGAGGCGGAGCAUAAGACCAAACUAGAACAGCUGCAUGUCAUGCAGGAGCAACAGAGGAGUUUAAACAUCACAAACCCGAUGAACCAAUCAGAGGAGACUAAGAGCACACCCAGUCCAGCUACUAAAGUCAGAGAUAUUGAUGAGAUCUUUGGUGGCACUUCAGGAGGUGCAGGUGUGAAUGGUAAAGAGAAUGGUCCUUCAUCAACUGCUUCUCAACCCUCAAGAGUAUCUCUUACCCUGGAGGAAAAGCAGCGUUUGGCUAAAGAACAGGAACAGGCUGCCAAACUGAGAAGCCAGCAGCCACUGAAUCCACAGAGUGUCAAACCAGCAACAACAACACCACAGGCAAAGGAUCUAACCAGUAGUCUUCUAAACAACAUGACAUCGCUAAACAACCUCUCGCUAACCUCUGGACCUAGAGGCAACAUCUCCUCUGCGUUCCCAUCUGGAUCCAGCAUGGGAGGAAUGGGCACUAUGGGCCCUGUCAGCAAUGGUUUCAACUCACCCAUGGGCUUUCAGACAGGAGGUAUGGGGAUGGGCAUGAGACCCACCAAUCCUGUUGUCUAUGGGGGCAUGGCCACAACUACCAGCACUCCAAAUUUUAGUGCCCUAAACCAAAACCAGCCCAGCAAACCCCCUGACAUGUCCGUCCUAGACUCCCUCUUCACCUCUAGCAAACCCAAAGUAAGCCUGAACCAGAUGGCCCCCAAUCCGGCACCAGGAACCACAGCGCCUUCCCCGUGGCUCAACCAGUUCGGCCAAGCUCCCCAGACUGCGCCCAUGCAGGCAGCUCCAAUGGGAAUGGCCGGGGGGAUGCAAGGGGGGUUUGGGAGACAGGCUAAUCCCUUCUUCAACCCACAGAACUUUUCACAACCUGUGGCACCUCCAGCAACGAACACUGGAGUGAUGAAACAAAGUACUUCAGUCAACAACGACCUUAAAGACCUCUUCGGAUAGACUUUUGAAUCGCAAUUGAAACUACAUCAGCAGUGAAGGCGAUGAUGUGAAGGUACAUCGUAUCCUUCUUUGAAAGACAGUGUUUAAAGUAGUUUUUUGGAUUGUUUUGUCUUUUCUAGCUCUCUUAUCACCGUGCACCUUUAGCGACCAUAUCGGAUCGAACAAACCAUGAUGUUUAUUAAGAAGCGAGACGCUUGGGCUUUUCCACCGUUAGUCAGUGUACGCUUGGAAUUCAUCGGCUUGUUUCGCCUGAUCAUUGUAAGGUUUGGCUUGGCACACGCUCCGAAAAAGAAAUCAACUUUUGGUUUCAUUUCUGCUUAAACCUCACCCAUGGCUCUAUGAUUCGACUUUCUCUAUUUGAAUGAAUGCAACACGAUUGCUGAUUUGAGUCUCUGUCUCUCUUGAGAUAAAAGUGAUAUUGGUCCUAUCCACAGUUACCGGACCAAUUAGUUGAUUAUUAAUGUAUUCUUUGUGUAUAUACUGUAAGUGAUGUUGAUUAUGGUUUCAUAUUUUGAUGCACUGAAAAUAAUUUUUAAAAUGAGGAGACUGUCAUAUGCUGUAGGUGGACUAAAUGUAAUAGAGCUGAAAAUUGUAGGGUUUGUCAUGUUGGGAUCUCAUCAGUACUUUUAAAUGAGUUUGUGAUUCAUAGUCUGUAAUGGCUUAUGUACAACAGAAUCCAUGGGCUUUAUUCAUGUAACACGAGCAUUUUAUUUGUAAAACCAUUCCUGGUUAAAAAAUAUAUACAUUUUGCAUUACAGGAAUUUAGGACGGUUAAAGGAAUAGUUCACCCCAAAAUCAUAAUUUUCCCAUUUUAUUACAAACCUGUAUAAAUGUAUUUGUUCUGAUGAACACGAUGGAAGAUAUUUUGAGGAAUGUUUGUAUCCAAAACCAUUCAUGGGCUCCAUUCGCUUCCAUAGUAGAAAUAAAGAAUACUAUGGAAGUGAAUGGGGCUCAUGAAUGGUUUGGUUACAAUAAUUCCUCAAAAUAUCUUCUCUUGUGUUCAUCAAAACAAAUACAGGGUUGUAAAAAUGUGAAGGUGCGUAAACAAUGACAUUAUUUUCUAUCCCUUUAAGAUAUUUUUUGCAGUUACAGUUAAGUAUAGCCCUUCAUUUCUCAUUACUGUAAAGAGAAAAAAAUCUUAUUUUCAUUACUGUUAUGUAAUUUAUAAUGUAUGCAUACAGUGCUUUUCCUUUAAAACCAGAAAAUACAAGCGAUACUUGGUUUUUGGGAAUUUAUUAUGUAAAUGAAUGCGAAGGAGGAUAUUGGACACAAUGUAUGAAUGGUUUUACAACUGCUAAAAUUCACUCUGUAUCAUGAAUGAGGCCUGAUGUGUUUGUCUGCUUUCGUUACACACUGUUACUUCUUGCCUUGUGUUUGUUAUAUAUCCUGUAAUCUCCUGCAGUGUUGUGUUUUAUGGAUAUAGUGGCGUCACAUUCGGUCCCUCGAUGCGUCCGUCAGCAUUAGCACCACAGAAUAUGGGCAGUUUUCUGUUUUAGAGAGAGUGACCAAUUGAACAUAUAUCAUAUCGUGACCAAACGGAUACAAGUCACCAAAAUGUGUAUUAUUUCUACAAACAACAUGAGCUGUACAGUGUAUAGAGGUGAACUGCCACUUAACAUUUUUUUUAAAUACUGUCGCGAAUCGCUUUCAUAAAGAGGAUCUUUCAUGUCCAGAUUUUAUUUAAAGGGAAAACUUAAGAAGAAGAGGCCUUAUGUUGAGAGUUGUGCAAUAAUAGGUCUGUAGUAGAGGCUGGAAAAAUGACUCGCUGUAUGAGUGUUUUGCUACAUGCGGUUUUCAACUAGUCAAUUAUUGUAGAUAGAUUUAUCUGGAUUUGUUUUAAUUUAAAAUGUGAACUGGUUUGUUGGUAAGAUGGUGAUUUUGGAAUCAAAUAAAAAGAUUAUUUAAAGAAAUAA